Messenger RNA from Trichomycterus rosablanca, 1843 nucleotides. RefSeq names its product SPARC related modular calcium binding 2 (gene smoc2). Gene Ontology annotation, cellular component: basement membrane. The transcript has 13 exons. Gene Ontology annotation, biological process: extracellular matrix organization. The coding region runs from base 1 to 1296 and encodes 431 amino acids. NCBI's taxonomy places the organism in Eukaryota, Metazoa, Chordata, Actinopteri, Siluriformes, Trichomycteridae. Gene Ontology annotation, molecular function: protein binding; calcium ion binding; heparin binding. The record is from RefSeq and is a predicted model, not a curated record.
AUGCGCGUCUCUGUGCUGCUGCUGUUGCUGCUGUUCGGGCUGCUCCAAGGGGGACGAGCACAAAAACUGUCCGCGCUCACGUUUCUUCGAGUUGACCAGGAUAAAGAGUGUAACAUGGAUUGUUCCGGAGCUCCACGCAAACCCCUGUGUGCAUCUGACGGACGGACCUUUAGCUCACGAUGCGAGUUCCAGCGCGCCAAGUGCCAAGACCCCCAGCUAGAAGUUAUCCGAGGGCCAUGCAAAGAUACAUCUAGGUGUGUGGCUGAGAAGAAGUAUACAGAGCAGCAGGCCAAGAAACUUUUCCCACAGGUUUUCGUACCUGUCUGCAACCCAGAUGGCACUUACAGUGAGGUCCAAUGCCACAGCUAUACAGGCUACUGCUGGUGCGUUACACCCAAUGGGAGACCCAUCAGCGGCUCAGCGGUAGCCAAUAAGAAGCCUCGGUGCCAGGGCUCCAAGCAUGACAAGGUCUCUCCCAAAGAGCCAGGGAAAGCAGAUGACUCUCUCAUUCUUGUCGAGGAGCCACAACCACCAGUCGACGAGGAAGACAUGAUCUCACAGUACCCAACACUCUGGACUGAGGUCAGCAUCAGGCGGAACAAAACCAGGACUCAGUCUUCUUCUUGUGAUCAAGAGCAGUUAACGGCUCAAGAGGAAGCAAGACAGCAUAAGAACGAAGCCGUCUUUAUUCCUGACUGUGCCCAAGGAGGUCUUUAUAAACCAGUUCAGUGUCACCCAUCUACUGGUUACUGCUGGUGUGUUUUAGUGGAUACAGGGCGUCCCAUACCUGCCACCUCCACCAGAUACGAACAGCCAAAAUGUGACGGUAAUGCCAGAGCCCACCCCAACAAACAGAAAGAUCUUUACCGGACCAGGCAUCUGCAGGGAUGCCCCGGAGCCAAGAAGAACGAAUUUCUGACAAGCGUCUUGGAUGCACUUUCUACGGACAUGGUGCAUGCUGUGACGGAUCCAGCUGCAGCUGGCAGAAUGCCAGAGCCAGACCCCAACCACACGCUGGAAGAGAGAGUUGUGCACUGGUACUUCAGUCAGCUGGAUAAAAACUCAAAUGGUGACAUCGGCAAAAAAGAGAUCAAGCCUUUCAAACGCUUGCUGAGGAAGAAAUCUAAACCGAAGAAGUGCGUGAAGAAGUUUGUGGAGUACUGCGACAUCAGCAAUGACAAGGCCCUCUCUCUGCAAGAGCUGAUAGGCUGUCUCGGGGUCAUAAAGGAAGAUGGGCCUAAAACAGGAGAAGGCACAAACAACAGUAAACUGAACCCGGCAAAGAAGCAAGGCUGAGUUUGAUGCUCCACGUCUUGUUGCGAUCCCUCCCAAUUCAAAUGGUGAUGGACACCCAUAGUAUUUGCACUUUGUACUUUAAAAACAAUGUAAAUUCACUUUGUAGAAAGAGGAAGGUAUUUAAACAGACUGCUGAACAUGUGAAUGACAUUAGUUAGCUUUUUUAUUUGUAACGUCCUUUAAUACUUUAACACAUACAAUGUAUGUGUCCUUUGUAAGUCUGCUUUUUGGAGUUGUUGCUGUUGUAUUAGGCUACAUGUCACCUUUUGUUGACACGUCAUGUUGUAUAAUUCUUAUUUGUUUUAAGUUUUUUUUUAUGUAUCUUGUGCCAGAUUCAUGCCAGAUUUAUGAAUAGCUAGCUAAAGGAGACAUAGACACUUAUGGUUUGGUUGCAUUUUGGCAUUCAUACCCACUUAUCAGUACAACUGCUUUUGCUUUAACAGCUUUGUGUUGAGUAGAGAAAAUAAAUCUUUCAUCUUUUUACAUUUGAUGUUUUCUACCAGUACACUGUAUAUAUCGGGUAGUAUGUGAAAUGUAUGUGCCUGUA